AUGCUUCUAAACCAGCUGAAAGAGAUCACAGGAAUUCAAGAUUCGGCUUUCCUUCACGCAGCUCUAAAGGCUGCUAAUGGAGACCUGAUGGAAGCCGUCACCUUCCUGACGGAGGAGCACGCUCAGGAGCCGGCUCAGGACGCGACUGCUGCGGAGCCCUCCGCGUGGGAAGGCAGCGCCGUGGGCAAACAGCUCCCACCAAGUGUGACCCCUGCCCUCACCCCCGGCGACAGAGGCGACGCCUUCGGACCACUGGAAUCCCCAAAAGCUCGGGCUGCAGAAAGAGAUGCUGCUGAAAGACCCCAGGAAGGACAUUCUGCCGAAAACAAAAAUCGCUCCAAAAGGAAACGCUGCGAAAUCUGGAGAGAGAACCCCAAGGAGAAUGACUGGAGAAGAGUGGGUGACUGGCCAGUUGGGAUGAAAAAUAUCGGAAACACGUGUUGGUUUAGCGCCGUCAUACAGUCUCUGUUUCAGCUGCCGGAAUUCCGGAGGCUGGUCCUUGGGUACUCCCUCCCACAAAACGUGCUGGAAAGCUGUCGUAGUCGCACUGGGAAAAGAAAUAUUGCGUUCAUGCAAGAACUUCAGUGUCUGUUUGCUCUAAUGCUGGGAACACGUCGCAAGUUUGUAGACCCGUCUGCAGCACUGGAACUCCUGAGGGACGCAUUCAGAUCCGCUGAAGAACAGCAGCAAGACGUGAGUGAAUUUACACACAAACUACUGGACUGGCUGGAGGACGCAUUCCAGCUUGCUGUGAAUGUCAAGAGCCCUGGGGACAAAUCUGAAAACCCCAUGGUACAGCUUUUCUACGGGACUUUCCUGACUGAGGGUGUCCAUGAGGGCAAUACAUUUUCCAAGAUCGAAACCUUUGGUCAGUAUCCCCUUCAGGUAAACGGGUAUCGAAAUUUGAACGAGUGCUUGGAAGGAGCCAUGGUGGAGGGCGAGAUGGAUGAGGCGACAGCGUCUCAGUCGGUGAAGUACGGACAGGAGCGGUGGUUUACCAAACUCCCACCGGUACUGACCUUCGAACUCUCCCGGUUUGAGUUCAAUCAGUCGCUGGGACAGCCAGAGAAAAUCCACACCAAGCUGGAAUUUCCCCGGACUAUUUAUAUGGACAGGUACCUCUACUGCAGUAAAGAGCUUAUUCAGAUGAAGAGAGAAGAAAUGAAGAGAUUGAAAGAGAAAAUGGUGAUGCUGCAGCAGAAGCUGGAAAGGUACAUGAAAUACGGCUCUGGCCCAGCCCGGUUCCCGCUGCCCGACAUGCUCCAGUACGUUCUCGAGUUCAUCGCUGCAAAGCCAGCUGGAGUCGUCCCUUCUGCUCGGAGCUGUCAGACAACACUCCUGCAAUCCCACACCGAGCCUCCUGUUCUGGACGUGCUUUCACAGCCAAACAGCGUACUGGAAAGGGAGGAUACCAGGACUGAAGACGAAGCUUUCUUUUUGGGAAAUUCUUCACCGCAGCAAAAAUCAAGUACACCGCUCCAGCCUUCUAUUUCACCCGCAGAAAUAUCUGAAUGUCCAGCUCCUCGCGUGGUUUCCGAGGAAGAGCUGAACCUCGUUCGGACAUGUCUGCAGCGAUGGAGAAACGAGAUUGAACAAGAUGUACAAGAUCUAAAGGAGUCUGUUGCCAGAAUCAACCUCUCCAUCGAGCAGAUGUACUGUGACCCUCUCCUCCAACAGGUUCCCUACCGCCUGCACGCAGUCUUGGUGCACGAAGGGCAAGCCAACGCUGGUCACUACUGGGCCUUCAUAUACGACCAGCCUCGGAAAAGCUGGCUCAAGUACAACGACAUCUCGGUGACAGAAUCGUCGUGGGAAGAACUGGAGAGAGAUUCGUUUGGAGGCUCGAAGAAUGCCAGCGCCUACUGUCUGAUGUACAUCAGCGACAAGGUGUCCCGGGGUGCUGCAGACAAAGAAGACGGCUCAGAGGCUGGGCAGUUCCAGAAGGAGGUCGAAGCCUUGCCCCUGGAGCUCAGACAAUACAUCCAGGAGGACAACUGGCGGCUGGAGCAGGAGGCGGAGGAGUGGGAGGAGGAGCAGUCCUGCAAGAUUCCUCAGAUGGAGCCUUCGCCUGCCUCAGAAUCGCAGGACCUCUCUUCCGAAUCCGGACCAGAUCAGUCGUCGGUCUGCGAGCAGAGCGUGCGCUCGCUGUCCUCAGAGCACGCCAUGAUCGCCAAGGAGCAGACGGCGAAGGCCAUCGCCAACACCGCUGACGCCUACGAGAAGAACGGCGUCGAGGCAGCACUCUGUGAGCCCAAGGAGGUAGAGCCCAUGAAGGUCCCUGCGGGAGAAACCACCCGUACAGUGCAGGCAGAGCAGCCACAGGACGCUCAGGAAGCAGAGCCCACUGCCCCGAGCAGCUCCCAGCUCUCGGAAGUGGAAAUCCCCAGUGUGGGGAAGAUUCCUGUUAGAUCCGAUGCAGAUGGAUAUAAUGAGGAGGUGAUGCUGAGCCCGGCCAUGCAAGGUGUCAUCCUGGCCAUUGCGAAAGCCCGCCAGACCUUUGAUCGAGACGGGUCUGAAGCAGGGCUUGUGAAGGCGUUCCACGAGGAGUACUCCCGGCUCUACCUCCUCGCCAAGGAGACCCCCACCCCCCAGAACGACACCCGCCUGCAGCACGUCCUCGUUUACUUCCUGCAGAACAACGCUCCCCAGCAGGUGGUGGAACGGACCCUUCUUGAGCAGUUUGCAGACAAAAACCUCAGCUAUGAUGAAAGGUCGAUCAGCAUUAUGAAGGUCGCACGGGCGAAGCUGAGAGAAAUUGGUCCAGAUGAUGUCGAUAUGGAGGAGUACAAGAGAUGGCACGAAGACUACAGCCUCUUCCGCAAGGUGUCGGUCUACCUGCUGACGGGCCUGGAGCUGUACCAGAACAGAAAGUACCAGGAGUCACUCACCUACCUGGUGUACGCCUACCAGAGCAACACCAAGCUGCUGCUGAAGGGAGCCAGCCGCGGCGUGGACGAGUCGCUGAUCGCCUUGUACCGACGCAAGUGUCUCCUGAAGCUGAACGAGGUGGCCGCAUCUCUGUUCGUAAGCCGUGAGGAAGCGCGUGUGGCAGAGGGCAUCAACAUCCUGAACGAGCUGAUCAUCCCCUGCAUGCACCUCAUGAGCAGCUUCGAGAUCUCCAAGGAGGACCUGGAUGCCAUCGAGGUCAUGAGGAACUGCUGGUGCUCCUACCUGGGACGAGAAGACAUGGAUGGUAGGCAGCGGCUGCUUUCGCCUCAUCCGUGCUGCUUGUGGGCAGGGCAGUGCCUAGGUCUGACCUAG
This is a messenger RNA of Pterocles gutturalis (yellow-throated sandgrouse), 3261 nucleotides long. It is a transcript of the gene USP28, whose product is annotated as ubiquitin specific peptidase 28. The record is from RefSeq and is a predicted model, not a curated record. Gene Ontology annotation, cellular component: nucleus; cytosol. NCBI's taxonomy places the organism in Eukaryota, Metazoa, Chordata, Aves, Pterocliformes, Pteroclidae. The transcript has 24 exons. Bases 1 to 3261 code for a protein of 1086 amino acids. Gene Ontology annotation, molecular function: cysteine-type deubiquitinase activity; protein binding; cysteine-type endopeptidase activity. Gene Ontology annotation, biological process: DNA damage checkpoint signaling; regulation of protein stability; protein deubiquitination.